CUCACAAGGAUUCCACGCGGAGUCCGCAAUUGGCAAAUCAUUAAGGAUCUUGUUCAAUCUCCCACCACCCCCCACCUCCCCCCACCACACUCAUCACCGUGGAGAAGAGCAAAGGACAACCCGCAUUGAAAAUGCGUUCUAGCAUCGCCUGCUCUCGUUGUAGGCGAAGCAAGAUCAAGUGUGUCAAUGCGGGUAUCGAUACUACUUGUCGGGCUUGUGAAUCAUCGGGGAGGGAAUGUUCCUAUCCGAUUCCUGCUCCGGGAGGAGGUACAGGUGGCACGAAACGUGACAUUGCGGCCUCCGGGGAUGGGGAUGAUCGGAAUGGCGAGUGGGACAGCCCCAAACGUCAGCGUUCAAGGAAAUCCACGAAUGCUACGACCUCAGGCGCAAAAGAUGCCAUUAAACCAACCAGCAAUGUCCUCGACUCGCCCAUCUUGACCGUGAAAGUAUGGGAGACCUUGUUCGAAUUCUUUCAGCUUCACUUCUCCACUAUCCUACCGUUCUUGCACCCCACUGCCUUCCUCACCCAGAUCCGUCAGCUUUCCUCGAGCUCAGCACAGCAGGAUGGUCAACCACCCGGUGACCACUCGCAGAGCCCAGGUCCAGCUUCAGAGACUUCUCCAUUGGUAUUGCUGGGCGUCCUGACCCUGACUGCUCGGUUCCACCCACAGCUGACUAGCUACCACUGUCCACCAUCACCUGUUGCCCCAUGCAACCCUCUUGUAGCCUCUGAAUUUUACGCGAACGCACUGCGAUCUAGACUCUCGGGAACCUACGGAGCGGACCUUACCUCCACCGACAUCAGUCGGGUUCAGGCGCUCCUAAUGCUAAGCUUACACGAAUGGGGGAUGUGUAGGGGUAAAAAUGCUUGGGUUUAUCUUGGGAUGGCAAUCAGACUGGCUCAGGCGGCGGACUUGUCAUUUGAACAGGAGAAUGAUCAGCCCCAACAGAGGACGCCCCUGCCGGGAAUGCUGAAUGCGGAAGUAGAACCACACGAUCAGAGAGGACAUACUUCGGACGAUGUGAUUGAACAGGAGACUAGACGUCGGACCUUCUGGAGUUGUUUUAUGCUGGAUCGAUACCUCAGUAGUGGCAAGUAUCGUCCGCGCGUGAUCAAGAUUCGGGAUGUAGAGAUCCAGCUUCCAAGCGACAACGCGUUUGCUUUCGGAGAGAGAGUCAGAACCUCACGUUUGAAUGAUGGCUUAAAACGCCGUUUUCAAAAUUACGAGUCUCGCGGCAUUCAGAUUCCCAGUCUACGAAAUAGUAUGGGCUACGGGGAAAACGCAAAAUUACGCCCAAACGGACCUUCAGAUCUGAAACAAUGGUCAUCGACUAGCCACCGCAGCGAGAUAGCGGAAAACAGUAUUGAUCGAUGGGAGAUGGGCGCGGAGGAGUGUGUUUUGGGUAGACUGGUUCGGAUGGUCAGGAUAUGGGGCAGCAUUGCAAAGUGGUCGUGUUCUGGAAACAGAAGGCUUGAUCAACACCCUCCGUGGCAUCCCGAUUCUCGCUUCAGCCCCCUUCGGCAACUUUUAGUCGAGUUCCAUGACGGUCUGUCCCGCAAUCUACAGUACACGCAACGCAAUACCGAUACCCAUAUUAUGUACAAGAACAGUUUGGCACCCUACUCACUUAUCCACAUUCUCUACUUCCUAUCCGUAAUCGUACUGCAUAGAGCUUACCUACCAUUCCUGCCAUUACGGUACCCUGAUCCGCAGGGGCCUCUUGACGAGCCCUGUUACCCCUUUGAUAAAUACCUUGCACCCGAGGCGUUCUGGCGCGAAAGUGCUCGGGAAUUGUUCAAUGCAGCACGCCAGAUGACGGAAUUGGUCAAAACGUGUCAGGAACGGGGUGUAUUAAUGGAAACUCCUGUGGUCGGCUUUGCCAUCUAUAAUGCUGCGCUGGUUGGUGUUUACGCUGCCCACUUUAAUCAGAUGGACCAAGAGGGUUACCUUUGUUCGAAACCGGGCUCGACAGAUGUUGUUCCAGGGUUGGGGUGCCAAGGACAAGUUGACGUACGAAGAGUGAUUGAGAUUUUAGGGGAGAUGAGGCCGCGGCUGAAAAUGGCUGGUGGUUGGUUCCGUACUAUUCAUCGCGUACAUGGCUAUUUUACCAAGGCCAGACGGGAUCUCAAGCGAAAUUCCCGGCAGCCGGACACUCUAAAUACUGGAACUGGUUCUGAAAACGAUAUUCGAACUAGUAACGGACGGGCUUACGGUGUCCGAGAACUGGCGCAUACAGGAUCAUCUGACGAACUGAAGCUCUUGGACAAGCUCUUUCUAGACCUUGGUAACGCAGAAGAUCAGGUAGCAGAAAAAAAUGGACCAGAUGAAGAUGGCACAGCAGGUUCGGCGAAUUUAGUGGAACGAAAGCCCAGCGACGUUGGCAGUACUGCCGUGAAAAGCGAAUCAGCGGAUGGUUUGGAUUCUCAUGCUGAUGGAGUGUCUAGUACGCGCAGAGAAUCAUGGGUACCCGUCAAUAGUGUCAACAGCCCAGUCCACGGACCCCUGCCGUCAUCCGCACCAGAGCAUGACAACCCCAUAUCCCGCCCCAGACCCUUGGAGAAUGACCGCUGGCCCAAUCUCGCCCCUCCGCAGCCACAGUGCUAUCCUCUCCCCUCAUUACAGCUAUCGCACAGCCUCCCUUCGUCAACCGCGUCAAACAAUCCGCCGCCAUCACUAACAUCUCCUGGGUCCUAUGCCUCCUCCACCCACAGUUCAACUGCACCAUCCACCAGCUCCCAACAACUCUCCGCAGCCUUAAACCGCCUCCAACCCAUCCAGCCAUGGAACACAUUCCGCAAACCGCCUCCGGCGCCUUACUCACAAUCUCUCCCUUCUCUCUCUGCUGCCGCACCACAUAGUUUCCCCAUGCCACCUCUGCCAGGCACGCAACAGCUCCAUCUUAACCCGCCCAGGUUUGAUGCUCCACCGCGGCCAUAUUCUGCCGGAAGCGCUAAUACCCCUAGCGGGAGUAGCAGCCCUGGUUGGAUGAGCUGCCUUGGAGGCGACGAUGUAAUCUUCUUCAUUGAAGGCGCCAGUCAAGACCAAUGGCCUUCCUCGACAGCCAGCUUACGAGGCCUUACGAAUGGGUGGUUGAGUACUGUUUGGUGUGAAAGUGGGCAGUAA
Messenger RNA from Histoplasma capsulatum G186AR, 3125 nucleotides. RefSeq lists its product as uncharacterized. Bases 132 to 3125 code for a protein of 997 amino acids. The record is from RefSeq and is a predicted model, not a curated record. Gene Ontology annotation, biological process: DNA-templated transcription; regulation of DNA-templated transcription. The transcript has 2 exons. Gene Ontology annotation, molecular function: zinc ion binding; DNA-binding transcription factor activity, RNA polymerase II-specific; DNA binding. Gene Ontology annotation, cellular component: nucleus. Lineage: Eukaryota; Fungi; Ascomycota; Eurotiomycetes; Onygenales; Ajellomycetaceae.